AUGCCAACCCGAUCUCACGAGCCACAUCCUAGAGAAUUGAAAAGCAUUCACGCCGCUAUCAAAUCUAUACCUAAUCUUCAGGAAUUUCCCAACGGCUCUAACCACCCCUUCCAACUAAUCAAACUAUACAAUGUCCCGCUUACUGGCGGCGGGAUCUUAUCAACUGGUGGCGUUGGAAAACCACCGGGAGAGAAAUGCCUUGAUUGUGAUGGCUACUCGUGCUGCUGUAUUCCAUGUGUCAUCAUGUAG
Molecule: messenger RNA, 249 nt
Organism: Morchella importuna
Lineage: Eukaryota; Fungi; Ascomycota; Pezizomycetes; Pezizales; Morchellaceae
Exons: 6
Coding region: 1-249 (82 amino acids)
Source: RefSeq, a predicted model, not a curated record